Zingiber officinale is the source of this 1784-nucleotide messenger RNA. Its product is annotated as beta-carotene isomerase D27, chloroplastic-like. Bases 886 to 1656 code for a protein of 256 amino acids. The record is from RefSeq and is a predicted model, not a curated record. NCBI's taxonomy places the organism in Eukaryota, Viridiplantae, Streptophyta, Magnoliopsida, Zingiberales, Zingiberaceae. The transcript has 10 exons. Gene Ontology annotation, molecular function: iron ion binding.
GCCGUCGCCGAGGAGGCGGAGGAGGUGGAAGAGGGGAACGCUGCCGACGUACGGAGGCGGAGGUUGAGGUGGAGGAGGGAAACUUCUUCUAUCGCGGCGAGCAAGUCCGGCCGAUCGAGAUCAGGAGCAAUUGGGAGGCACGGAUUGUGUUGGAGAAGCGACUUCAAGAGCUGCGAUCGUAGUACCGUCUGAGAUCUUUCUACUGAAAGUUACAAAAGAAGAUAAUGUGCUUUUGCGUGAAGACCUAAAAGUUCAUCCAAAAUCUCUUGGGGGAUUGCAUGGUGGUACCUUCCUAUUUACAAGCUUAAAGAGAAUUGACUUUGAGCAAUUUCCCCAUUUUGAAUUAAUUCCAGGUUGAUGUUAUUGAUGUUUCACCUUGGUAGCCAAUGAUUGGGUUCAGUUCAGUUAACCACAAUGGCAAGGCGAGAAAGGAUUUCAGAACUGAGCUAGUUCCAUGUGCAGUCAGAGUGAGAAAGGUUCUGAUGGGCUUCUUGUCACCCUGCAAAAGACGACGUCAAGGGAUCGAAUAGUUAAUGCACCAUAUGUAAGCAUUCCUCAUAAUUGAGGUUGUCUUCGAUCCGAAGGGCUUCCACGCAAUGCUCGUUAGAGGGAGGCUAGUGUGCCCCGAUCAUCCAGACAAAAGAUGUAGGCCUUACAAAUGAAGUCCCUAUCACCUAUCUUGUGUGGCAGCAAUGAAUCUCUUUAUCCUGAUUCAUAUAAAUUAAAUGAUUGAUCAAGAGCAUGGCCAAGUUGUUCAUCCCCUUGCCUCAUAUCGACCCUUAGCUUCAAUCUCACUUCACACAAGCAAUUGCUGAGCUCACUUCCAGAGAAUUUUGACCAUGUACCAGACAAACCCUACCUUCUUAUGGUUUCUGCCCGAGUGCAAUGGACCUUCUGUGUAUGCCAACGACAAAGCUUCCAAUUGCAAAAUGGCGUGGCAGUGGUGCGCGCAACUAUUGCAUUCGAUGUGCAGGGGUCAUAGGGCCGACUGGUGUUCCGGCACCGAUGGGCCAGAAGACACAAUACAACGAUGGGCUGUUUGAGAAACUCUUCAUGUCGUUGUUUGCUCGGAAGAUGGAGAAAUUUGCAUCUGGCGGAGCGGAGAAGAAACAACGUGCAUUCUGGGAUAUGGAUUAUGAGAAUUUUGUAGAUGUUUCCAAGAGAGUGAUGACGGGGAGGUCGAGGAAGCAGCAGCUGGAGGUUGUUAGGGAGGUUCUUCUAUCCAUGCUCCCUCCUGGUGCUCCAGCACAGUUCAGGAAACUGUUUCCUCCAACGAGAUGGGCAGCAGAGUUCAAUGCUGCUUUAACAGUGCCUUUCUUUUACUGGUUAGUUGGACCAUCUGAGGUCAUUGAAGUGGAAGUCAAUGGAGUGAAACAAAGAAGUGGAGUGCUUAUUAAAAAGUGCAGGUACUUGGAGAACAGUGGAUGCGUCGGGAUGUGUGUCAACAUGUGCAAGUUGCCUACUCAAGACUUCUUCACCAAUGACUUUGGACUCCCCUUGACAAUGAACCCAAAUUUUGAGGAUAUGAGCUGCGAAAUGGUGUACGGUCAAGUGCCGCCGCCUAUUGAAGAAGAUGCUGCUUCAAAGCAGCCUUGCUAUGCCGAUAUCUGUUCCAUGGCCAGCUUCAGCUCUCCCUCUUGCCCAAAACUUCAAUAACAACAGCACUUGAGAACGAUGCCAGCCAUUUCAGCAAACAACACUCUAUACACUAGCUUUAAAGUCAACACUAUUCCAAAUGCUUAAACCAAAUUUUAUAUGUAUGAAUUUCAUAUUAUUUUUUUUUA